Messenger RNA from Hypomesus transpacificus, 1479 nucleotides. RefSeq lists its product as uncharacterized. The record is from RefSeq and is a predicted model, not a curated record. The coding region runs from base 76 to 852 and encodes 258 amino acids. NCBI's taxonomy places the organism in Eukaryota, Metazoa, Chordata, Actinopteri, Osmeriformes, Osmeridae. The transcript is spliced from 6 exons.
UGAUAAGCAGAUGAAAUACUUCCAACAGUUGGCAUCUGUGCUUCAUCAAGUAUUUCUCUAUGAAAAUGGCGAGUGAUGCUCUCGUCCUCUGCUGGUGCAGAUGCAGCUCUGCCCGCAGACGUGUCCUCUUUUCUGUCAGACUGUGAUGAUUCCUCCUCCUCCAUGGAUACCAGCAGUUGCACCAGUCUGUUUUCCCCCGAGGUGUUCCGCAGAGAGGAAGUCUUGGAGGAGCCAGUCACGUUCCCCAGCUUGGUGGAGCCGGAGGAGCUGCAGGUAAAGAACUCCACCCUCCUGGACCUCAGUUAUGCGGAAGACAUCAACAUGCAGCAGCCCCCCAACCUGUCGUCCAUCAUAGAUUUCUCUGAGGUACAUGAUGACAGAGAUCCUGGGAACAGAUACCCCUCUGGCACUGAUCCAGCAGCUGGUUCAACAGAAGAGAAAUUGUUGAAUGUGUCCAUCGAGAGAACUCCUCUACCUUGUGGAUACAGUGCACCCCCAGUGCCCACAAAAAUACCAAGGCAAGGGAAGAUCAGGACCAUUAGGUGCAGGAAGAAAGUUACCUUCAAUUCCUGUGUGCUCUUGGAGAUGCCUCAUGACGGCCUGGCAACUCCCUCGGCCAAUCAGGGAACAGGCAACCCAGGGGUCAACUGUGAUGGGAUAGUUCCAAGGGAGGAUGUGAAGAAGUUGACCUUGACACCAGCCUUUCCUACCACCCCAGAACAAGCAAAGUUCUUUGACUUUGCAGACAAGGAAGAGAGAGAUGCGUUCUUCCAGCGGUUGUGUCAGAGGUUCUCUUUUGAUUUCCCCUUCAAACUGGUAAGCUUGAAUCUGGGACUUGGGAAUUUGACAUAAACACAUCCAGAACCAUCAGACGUCAUCAAUCAAAGUGUAUUCAUGCAAUAAAAUAAUCUGACAAAGCACUUUUUUAUACAUCAUAUACAUGUCAGAUAUCACAAUUUCUUGACUUGGAGAAUUUAACAAUUGUCUGUAAUUUUGGAACACCAAUCAUUGUGACUUGAUGUGCUUUCUCAUUAGAUAACGUAAAGCGUGAAUGACACAAUGAUGGGGGCCUGUGACCAGGUCUGUUGAAAACAGGACAGUUGGCCCUUCACUUUCACUUCACAAACAUACUAAAUGUUCAUUACUUUUGUAAAAAUUGAGCUUUAACUGUACAGCUGCUCAAAUGCCUGUACAUCAAAUGUCCAGUAGAGGGCAGGCUUGGCAUGUGCUUAUUACUGUUUACUUAAAAUUAAACUAUUCAGCGGUUAUAUAAUUUUACAUUAAAAUGUUUAUUUUUUGUGUAAUUUUCUAAAGCAUCCAUAUUAGAAAUCUGCAAGACAUAGCUGCCCAAAUUUAACUAUAAAAAAAAAUUCAAAAAUUUCAAACAUGUUACAGUCUGGAUUUGUUGUACAUUUAUUGAAUCUAUUGUCAAGCUUCAUGCUGUUAUGACCUUAAUAUUGGACGUUAUGUUGUAUUGUA